This is a messenger RNA of Phytophthora infestans T30-4, 465 nucleotides long. RefSeq lists its product as uncharacterized. Lineage: Eukaryota; Oomycota; Peronosporomycetes; Peronosporales; Peronosporaceae. The coding region runs from base 1 to 465 and encodes 154 amino acids. The transcript has a single exon. The record is from RefSeq and is a predicted model, not a curated record.
AUGGCAUUGGAGCCGUCUAGAGAGUUGGAGUCGAGUUCGGGACGUCGAGACUCGAUGACGUUGAUGUGGGAAGCUUCUAAGCUCAAGAUAUCAUUUAACCCGUCGGCUGGAGAAGUUCAUCGUCGAGAGCGAGGAGCGCCGUGGCGAAUCAAGGCAGACGAAGAGAUUGCUUCGCUAAAUGUGCAGGCAAAAGAGGACCAGCAAGAGAAGCGUCGAUGGGGCCUCGCCAAACAGGUUCAGGACGGCCUUUUGCACAACUUCAACAUUAACUACGGCGUUGCUGAGCUCGCCACGGUGAUCAAAGGAGGCAUGUUACUGAAGAGCAACGCACCAGCUCGAGAUCUAAGCCCACACGAGGUAGCCCAGGUUCAAUUUCUAGCUGCAGUAGAGAAGUAUGACCUCAAACAGAUUGUCUUAUUGCUGGAUAAAUUCCCAAAGGGUCGAGCGGGAGGAAAACGACAGUAA